AUAGUUUAUUGAAUCUACUUUCUUACUAAUUUAUUUUGUAUUGAAUUUUAUUAUUUUCGAAUCGUAUUUUAAUAUUUGUUGUACGUAAAUUAUUUAUUUAUUAUAAAAUGGAUGUAAACUCAGAUAGGGAAAAGCGUUUAUCUGAAAUGCUGUUUUACAACGAAACCAGAACUAAAAAUGAUUUUCGGGGUUGGGAAAUUCGGCCUAAAAUUGUAACACAGUUCAUUGAGAAACCAAGAAAACGAUCGAAGGCUGCAGAAUAUCGGCCUCAGAAUCAUGUGGAAACUAUGGAGUCUGUAAGGAAGGCGGUUCCAUUCCAUAUGUUCAUCAAGUACGACCCAAUUCUUCGCCGUGACCCCAAGGCAAAGCAGGAACCUUAUGAGAAGAUAGUACAUAAGGAAAGAUCCAAAAUUCAGAAGAACAGAAGACAGUGUGUCAUGACUCCUGCUGUUAGCCUGGAUUCUUUAAAGAAUGACAAUCAGUACCAGUUGCUUGUGAACGACAUGUACACGUCGACGACCCAGAAGGCUCUCAAGGAGACUGCUGCGGCCACCGUCUCCAGAAAUCCCUGCAAGGCUCCCUUCCCUGGGACCUACGCUCACUGCAAACCGAUCGACCUUCAACUCCACCGGCCGCAGGUGGUGCCACCUGAGUGGCGAAGAGAGACUAUCACCUGGGACAGCAAACAGCAACGAGGUCACACCGACGCCACUGAGGAAUUCUGGCUCAACAGAACGCCCCAGAAGGGACCUCAACAUUAUAGACCACACUUGUGUUCACAGAGCAAUGAUGUUUUACAAUAGAAGUAUAGCAAUACCAAUUUUUGCCCGUAUACCAAUUUUUAGCUUUC
Molecule: messenger RNA, 850 nt
Organism: Pectinophora gossypiella (pink bollworm)
Lineage: Eukaryota; Metazoa; Arthropoda; Insecta; Lepidoptera; Gelechiidae
Exons: 4
Coding region: 108-803 (231 amino acids)
Source: RefSeq, a predicted model, not a curated record